Echinostoma caproni is the source of this 588-nucleotide messenger RNA. The record is from the annotation of a GenBank genome assembly. NCBI's taxonomy places the organism in Eukaryota, Metazoa, Platyhelminthes, Trematoda, Plagiorchiida, Echinostomatidae.
AUGUCUGUUCGUAUUUUGGAUAUAAAUUUAUCAGUUUAUUUACAGGCCUGUAUCUGUGCGCGUUUAGCGCUUCUGGCACCUCCUUGUGAAUUUCCGGAACCAUUUGUCCGGACCAUCCUAGUGGCAGCCGCCCAGUAUAACCGCGACCAGAUGAUCGCCGUUCGACUCCCAAAUGCCGAACAUUCGUCGCUUAUUACUGUACACGGGGAUCUUGGAGGAGGAUAUUUUCUUUGCCCACGAACUCACAAUUCAUUCCACUUCGAUCAUAUUAAUCAAACGAUCAGUGAUAUCACUUCUCUCGAGCCCAAUGAUGCAGAGGGUGGCGACAUUUCAUCAGAACCUUGGCGAUCAGCAUNAAUCACUGAGUAUAUAGCCGAGCAUUUCCCCAAGGGUACUGUUUCGGUUUAUGCCCCAUCGGCGAAAAGUGAUGGUAGACGUCUUAUCGCAUCAGCUGGGAUUUUAAUCGAAAAUUUUUCACUUAAUCAGAAACAGGGACAAACCAGCUGUUAUGACAUUGGUCGUCAAUGGUUAGGAUGCGGGGUGUAUUUAAGGAACCUGGCAAAUUCUGUUUGGCAGUCAACUUGGUAA